This is a messenger RNA of Ophidiomyces ophidiicola, 2382 nucleotides long. RefSeq names its product TFIIH/NER complex ATP-dependent 5'-3' DNA helicase subunit (gene RAD3). Gene Ontology annotation, cellular component: nucleus. The transcript is spliced from 4 exons. Lineage: Eukaryota; Fungi; Ascomycota; Eurotiomycetes; Onygenales; Onygenaceae. Gene Ontology annotation, molecular function: DNA helicase activity; hydrolase activity, acting on acid anhydrides, in phosphorus-containing anhydrides; ATP binding. Gene Ontology annotation, biological process: transcription by RNA polymerase II; positive regulation of mitotic recombination; nucleotide-excision repair. Bases 1 to 2382 code for a protein of 793 amino acids. The record is from RefSeq and is a predicted model, not a curated record.
AUGAAGUUUUUUAUUGAUGACUUACCCGUCCUUUUUCCGUAUCCACGAAUUUAUCCUGAGCAGUAUGCAUACAUGUGCGACCUCAAAAAGACGUUGGAUGCCGGAGGGCACUGCGUUCUUGAGAUGCCUUCAGGGACAGGGAAGACUGUAUCCUUGUUAUCCCUAAUUGUCGCAUACCAGCAACAUUCCCCAGAAAACAGAAAGCUGAUCUAUUGCUCUCGAACAAUGUCCGAAAUUGAAAAAGCAUUGACAGAGUUACGAGAAUUAAUGAAAUAUCGCACACAGCAGCUUGGAUACAAUGAGGAUUUUAGGGCAUUAGGCCUCACUAGUAGAAAAAAUCUUUGCCUUCACCCCUCUGUGAGAAGGGAAAAAAGUGGCACUGUCGUUGAUGCCAGAUGCCGAAGUUUAACAGCCAGUUUCGUAAAAGAAAGAAAGGAAAAAGGAGAGGAUGUUGAGCUUUGCAUAUAUCAUGAGAACCUAGAUCUCUUAGAGCCAAGUAAUCUUGUACCGCCUGGGGUGUUCACGCUCGACGGAAUCAUCAAAUAUGGAGAGCAGCAUAAGCAGUGCCCUUACUUUUCAGCUCGACGAAUGAUGCCGUUUUGCAAUGUUAUAAUAUAUUCAUAUCAUUACUUACUUGAUCCAAAAAUCGCGGAACGAGUGUCAAAAGAAUUGUCAAAGGAUUGUAUAGUAGUCUUUGAUGAGGCCCAUAAUAUUGACAAUGUCUGCAUUGAAUCUCUCAGCAUCGAUAUCACCGAAGAUUCUCUGCGUAAAGCUGGUCGUGGUGCAAACAACUUGGAGCGUAAAAUAGAUGAGAUGAAGAGAACAGACGCAGAUAAACUGCAGAGAGAGUAUGAAAAGUUAGUUGAAGGCUUGAGGGAGGCUGAUGAAGCACGAGAAGAGGAUCAGCUCAUGGCUAAUCCUGCUCUGCCUGAUGACUUGCUCAAGGAAGCAGUCCCAGGAAAUAUCCGGAGAGCAGAGCACUUUGUUGCCUUCUUGAAAAGAUUUAUUGAGUACUUAAAAACCCGGAUGAAAGUCACUCAUACUAUCUCUGAAACCCCACUAUCUUUUCUCUCUCAUCUGAAAGAUCUAACGUUCAUUGAGCGGAAACCCCUGAGAUUCUGCGCGGAACGACUGACAUCACUUGUUCGGACUCUAGAAUUAAUGAAUAUUGAAGAUUAUCAGCCUCUCCAGGAGGUUGCAACCUUCGCAACAUUAACUGCGACUUACGAAAAAGGGUUUUUGCUCAUCCUAGAGCCUUUUGAGUCGGACACUGCAACUGUACCAAACCCUAUCCUUCACUUUACUUGUCUAGAUGCAGCUAUCGCUAUCAGACCCGUUUUUGAUAGAUUCAGCUCUGUCAUCAUAACGUCAGGCACUCUGUCGCCUCUCGAAAUGUAUCCAAAAAUGCUCGGUUUUACAACUGUACUCCAGGAGUCGUACAGCAUGACCCUUGCCCGACGUUCCUUUUUACCAAUGAUUGUUACGCGUGGUUCGGACCAGGCACAGAUUUCUUCUUCCUUUCAAAUCCGGAACGAUCCUGGGGUUGUCCGCAAUUACGGUAAUUUACUUCUUGAAUUUUCCCGCAUAACUCCAGAUGGAAUAGUGGUAUUUUUCCCCUCUUAUCUUUAUAUGGAAUCGAUUAUUAGUAUGUGGCAAGGAAUGGGAAUCUUGGAUUCAAUAUGGAAUUACAAGUUGAUUCUUGUUGAGACGCCUGACUCUCAGGAAUCAUCACUUGCCCUUGAGACAUACCGCACUGCAUGUUGCAAUGGACGAGGAGCACUUCUUCUUUGUGUUGCGCGUGGCAAAGUAUCGGAAGGAAUUGAUUUUGACCACCACUUUGGCCGCGCUGUUCUAUGUAUUGGCGUUCCAUUUCAGUAUACAGAAUCACGCAUAUUAAAAGCACGGCUUGAAUUUUUGAGAGAGAACUACCGGAUCCGAGAAAAUGAUUUCCUCUCUUUCGAUGCCAUGCGUCAUGCUGCACAGUGUCUUGGACGUGUGCUUCGGGGCAAAGAUGACUAUGGGGUCAUGGUUCUCGCAGAUCGACGAUUUCAAAAGAAACGAGGCCAACUGCCCAAAUGGAUCAACCAAAAUAUGCUUGAGAGCGAAACAAAUUUGAGCACGGAUAUGGCUGUGGCAACAGCUAAGAGCUUUCUUCGGACAAUGGCGCAGCCAUUCAAAGCCAAAGACCAGGAAGGUAUUUCCACCUGGAGCUUAGCCGACCUAGAACUUCAUGUUGAGAAAGAGAAGGGAGAAGCGGAGAAAAGACAACAGCAAGAAGUCACCCAGCAACACCAGGGAGCUCUAGUGGCUGCUACAGCUGACCUAGAUAUGUACGACAACGAUAAUAUUGAUGCAGACCUUUUAAUGAUAGAUGCUGAAUGA